Molecule: messenger RNA, 1156 nt
Organism: Pseudomassariella vexata
Lineage: Eukaryota; Fungi; Ascomycota; Sordariomycetes; Amphisphaeriales; Pseudomassariaceae
Exons: 3
Coding region: 405-1028 (207 amino acids)
Source: RefSeq, a predicted model, not a curated record
GUUUCAAAAGAUUACGUUGCCUGGAUUAUGAUCGUGUCAGGGUCUUAGAAAUUACUUAUCCAGCCAUUUGGGUUGCCAUUGAGUGAUCAAGAUCUUCGUACAAGUGGAUUCGGAGUGCCUGAAGCCAAGAGUUGCCAUGCCCAAUGAAGAGGCACCGUUGGAAUGCAACUUGUGUAGAGUGACGUAUAUAUCCUCUAGGUUCAUCGACGUUGGGGUUGCGGUAUUGCCGUCCCACUUUCUGAUCCCACUUUUUGCACCGAAAGAUGAAUCUGGCCCCCCGUCCAACAAGCCAAACUUUGUCCCAAGAGAACUAAGCGGCUCAGCCGCAUAUUUGUCACCAAUUUCGUCCGCGUUGCCGGAGUAAGAGGCGUUCCGAGAGCCGGGCAAAAUGCAGAGGCCAAGAGAUGCUAGUGGGCAGCAGGCUGCCUCGAGCUACGAGAGCCCACUUACCCACCCGAGCGCGUGGAGGAAGCAAAAAUAGUGCUAGGGUUUCAAGGUUUUAUGGUCAUUUGGUAGUACAUAGAAAGAGCUCGGCUGAUCAGUUCAGCGCCGCAUCCUCAGUGUCUCUCCCCGCAAUUUUUUUACUUUGCCACUUAAGCAUCGUCCGUCUUGUCCAAACAUACAUUGAAGAGCGCUUCAGACUCAUCAAGGAGCCUCCAACGAGUUCAAACGUCCCCGUCACAGGGGCUCCUUUGGCGACGCCAAUCGGCUACCCCAAGCUCCCUGAGCUGCCACGAGUCACCCUGCAAUCGGCUGAGGCCAGGCACAUAACUUCGACAGACCUUGAUCGAAGGGGUUGCCGAGGACCCCGCGAUUACCACUGCUACUCUACCGACCUUCCCUUUGGGACAUCGCCGACAAAGACAGGAUAUCUUAAGAGACAAAUUGCGCAUCUUUGCCACUGGAAAAGAGCGAUUUCAUCCCAUCGCAUCCAUUUUGGACUCCGGUUUCGUCGCAUUUUGGGCUCAUCGAUAGACCGCGGUGACUGCCUGUACGCUGCUGACUGUAUGACCAUCGCGCCCGUGUAGGAGUGAACCCAGUGGACAGAACGAUUUGUUGGACAAGAUUCCAGACCGAGGCGUUGCCUAGGCUUGCUCAACUGCCAUCAUGCCGUUCCGCGAUAGGAUUGCUCGUCGGUUCAAUGACAGUUGACAUA